UGUCACAGUUACAAUUUACCAAGUGUAAGAAGCGGACGCAAACGCGCAAUACCGAAAGCUCGCUUGGCACGGCGCACAGCGCAUAACGGUUCUUCAGGAGUUGCCUUCUAACACACAAAGCGCAUACGCCGACGCUAACGUAACGUAAAAGCAAACGCAAACGCAAACGUCAGCGUCGACGUCAGCGUUGACGACUUGUAAAUAAAGAAAUACUCGCAUAUAAAAUCUGUUGCAUCAUUGCUGAAACACUUCAGUCGCUGAAUCGCGUGCGUGGAGGCAACACUUUCCGCGACAACAACAACAACAAUAACUGUAAACAACAACAACGUGAAAGAAGAAGUGCGCGCAGCUGCAGUGACAAAAAAAAAACAAAUAAAAGCGGCUUUAAGCGAAAAAUGCAUUAAACUGUUGUGAAAUAAAAAAUAUCGAAGAAAUAUUUAAAAACAAAUUCUAAGAAAAAAUGUGUUCUGAUUAAAUCGAAAUACAAUAUACAUAAAUGUGAAUAAGUGUCCUAAAAUCGACAUAAAAUGUAAAUCGCUGCAAACAUUUCCAAAGAACAGUUUACCUCAAAUCGCUUGGAAGGGCCUAGAAAAUGUUUUAGUGCCAGUCAGAGAAUAGUGAAAUAAAAAUAAAAAGAAGAAGAAGAGCAACCAAUAUUUGCUAAGAGGAAUUAUCCCCAAACCCCCCAAAAUUGACAAUUGGAGCUUUGCAAAGAAAGGCAUCAAAAUUUUACCCUCAUUCGCCCAACUCAAAAUGCUGAACAUGGAAUCGCCUCAGAUGUAUGCGGAUGCGGUGCAGACGCUAGCUCAGCUGGACCUGAAGAAGCAACCGCAGCCGCUGCCACAGCAGGCCACAAUUGGCCAGAUUACGCUGACGGCGAUGUCCAGUGCACAGCAGCAGCAACAGCAACAGCAGCAGCAGCAACAACAGCAGCAGCAGCAACAACAGCAACAGCAGCAGCAGCAGCAACAGGUGACAACUGAUGCGAACAACAAUGCAACAGUGCAAGAUGCGGCCUUGCUGGUGAAGCAGCAUGCCAUGCAGCAAAUGCAGCUCAACAACAACAGCAACAAUCUGCUGCAGAAGCAAAUGCUGCAGCAAUACAGCACACAGACGGACCUCGAUGAGCUGACCACCCAGGAGAUAACCCUCGACUUGCAGCACCUCAUCGACGAUCAGUUCAGGGAUACCGAGACCUUGGGCAUAUUCAGUGAUAUGGUGACCAGUCCGGGCGGACUCUCUGCCACACUGCCGCCAAGUGGCAUGGUAAGUGCAGCAGCCAAAGUGUUGCAGCAGCAGCAGCAGACGCUGGCCAAUGCUCGGCAGCAGCAACACUCGUAUGGCCGAGCUGCCUUGGCCUACAUGCCACAGGCGGUGCACUCGAAUGCCACGUACAACAAUCACUCGAGCGACGAGAACAGCUCGGUGGGCAGCGACUCGAGCAGCACCAUCAAGGAGGAGCCCAUCGAUCCGGACUAUCGCAGGCAUCUGCAGGAGUCGGUGAGCAGCCAGGCGGCGGCAGCGGCGUUCAUCAACAACAGCAACGGGCUGUAUAAUGCGUAUCAGAGCAACACGCUGAGCAACAACAGCAGCAACACCAGCAGCAACAACAGCAGCAGCAACAACAGCAGCAACAACAACAACAACAACAGCUCGAAUAACAAUUCGACACAGUUCACCAAUCUGACGACAGCCAAUGUGCUGGCCCAUCACAAUCUGCCGCACUUGACGGCGAACGCACAGCAACUGCUGAAGCACCACAGCAAGCUGCAACAGUCACAGCAACAGCAGCAACAGCACGCCCAGCAGCAGCAGCAUCGCAAGCACAACAACAAGCAUGUGGACAAGGGCACCGAGGAGUACCGCAGGCGGAGGGAGCGCAACAACAUCGCAGUGCGCAAGAGUCGCGAGAAGGCAAAGGUUCGCUCCAAGGAGGUGGAGGAGCGGGUGAAGUCGCUGCUGAAAGAGAAGGAUGCACUGCUGCGGCAGCUGAGCGAGAUGACCAACGAGUUGUCGCUGCACAAACAGAUCUACAUGCAGCUCAUGAAUCACACCAAUCCCGAAGUGAGUCGCGUCUGUCGGAGCUUCUUGAACACCAACGAGCAUGCGCUGUAGCAGCAGCUGUGAUUGACUGACGUCAGUGUGAAUGAGUGUGUGUGCGAGUGAAUGAGUGAGUGUGUGAGUGUGUGUGAGUGUAUGAGUGUGUGACUGAUUCAAGGGGGUAGCCUAAGCAUAAGGAUAAAAAGCAGAAUCGCUUGAAUCGCAUGAAUAAUGCUUGCAAACACGAGUGCACUAAAUAUACUAUAUACUAUAUUUAGUAUAUUUGAUUGAACUGUACCUGUUCUUGUGAUUUGCUAACUAUUUUGAGGCAGUUCAGGUUGUUUUCUGUUUUCUGUUUUCUUCUGACUAGCAUAAGCUUGAUUUGCUUACCCAAUUCCUUUCACUUUCCUCUUCUUGACUCUCUUCUACUACUUUCUUUUCUUUCGUCUUUGAUGCCUCGGGCAUUCCUUCUCUUUUGUACAUUUUUUUUUUGUUGGCUGGGCGUUUCUUAAACUAUUUUCCAUAUUUUGUUCUAUUUUGUACUUAAUUCUAGUGUAUUGUAAAUUAAUUUUGCACAUUUUGAUACAAAUUAUAUAAUUUAGUAGGCAUAAGUUAAGCCAAAGAAAAAUAAAAAUGUUAAUUAAAUAUAUAUAUAUAUAUCUACAUACAUAUAUAUCUAUGUACUAUAUGUGUAUAAAUGAAUAAUGCAAGCAGGAAAGAAAACAUAAAAUACAAAGCAAAAACAAAAACAAAAAAAAAAAGAAUAAAACAAAAACACAAAAACUAUUUAUGUAAAUCUAUUUAAAUAC
Molecule: messenger RNA, 2849 nt
Organism: Drosophila nasuta
Lineage: Eukaryota; Metazoa; Arthropoda; Insecta; Diptera; Drosophilidae
Gene: slbo
Product: CCAAT enhancer binding protein alpha slow border cells
Exons: 1
Coding region: 754-2115 (453 amino acids)
Biological process (GO): regulation of transcription by RNA polymerase II; DNA-templated transcription
Molecular function (GO): DNA-binding transcription factor activity, RNA polymerase II-specific; RNA polymerase II cis-regulatory region sequence-specific DNA binding
Source: RefSeq, a predicted model, not a curated record